Molecule: messenger RNA, 1791 nt
Organism: Erythranthe guttata (spotted monkey flower)
Lineage: Eukaryota; Viridiplantae; Streptophyta; Magnoliopsida; Lamiales; Phrymaceae
Source: RefSeq, a predicted model, not a curated record
UGCGUUUGCGGUACACGAACUCAUAACCUCUCUUUGCUUCUCUCUCGUCACCCGAAAUUAGGGUUCCGCUCACGAAAUUCAUCCAUCGUCACAAUCGAAUUAGGGGUUUGGACGACGAUGCAGCCGGCAAACAACAUGGCCCAACCACCGCUACAACAUCCGUCUCAGCAAUGGAUGCCUCAGCAACCACAAUACCAGAUUCCUCCGCCGCAGCAGCCACCCGCCGCUGGAUACUAUUACCAGCAACCACAGGCACCGUUGGCCGCAGUCCCGCCGCAAUUGUACGCGGCCGCACCGACGGAUCAGGCUCGGUCAGUGGCAGAUGAUGGUGUCAAGAGUCUGUGGAUCGGAGACCUGCAAUACUGGAUGGACGAACAGUAUUUAUGUAGCUGUUUUCCUGCUGCUGGGGAGGUGGUCUCUGCUAAAGUUAUCCGUAACAAGCAAUCUGGCCAAUCAGAAGGUUAUGGAUUCAUCAGGUUUGCUAGUCAUGCUGCUGCUGAAAGGAUUCUGCAGACGUAUAAUGGCGCCCUUAUGCCAAAUGCUGAGCAAACUUUCCGACUGAACUGGGCAUCCAUGGGAGCUGGUGAAAAACGUGAAGAUGCCAAUGAAUAUACAGUUUUUGUUGGUGAUUUGGCGGCAGAUGUGACUGAUUAUGUGCUCCAGGAAACCUUUAGAGCCAAUUAUCCUUCAGUCAAGGGUGCAAAGAUUGUCACAGAUAGGAUAACUGGUCGGACAAAGGGCUAUGGUUUUGUGCGGUUUGGUGAUGAAAAUGAGCAAAUUCGUGCCAUGACUGAAAUGAAUGGAGUGCUUUGUUCCACCAGGCCCAUGCGAAUUGGCCCAGCUGCUAACAAACAAAAACCGGGUGGUCAGACCACAGGGUGUCAGGAGGCUCUAUCAUAUAGGGGCCUGAAGCCAAUUUCAGCAGAAAUGAUAACCCUUUUAGUGCCUGGUUUUGUGUAGAAAUGGUUCACCAUGGAGUGUGGCCGAUGAUAUAAGGCCAGUGAAACUGCUUACAGCACUCAGGGGUUUCAAUGGUUUGUGAUGUAACCACCAUUUAAUACAAUUGUCAAAGUUAGCCUCCCCGUUGGUUGAGUUGCUCCUUUCCUACAAUUUUCUAGUUUUUUCCUUUUCCCUUCCAAUUCUAUAACGACUAUGACGAUUGGUUAAGUUUUACAUCUUUUUAUCAGCUCCAUAAGUCAACCUAUAAUGUUGAUGUAUUCUUGUGCAAAUUUCGAAUAGGUUUCUCUUUUGUACAUUGGUGAAACCAUAAAAAAUGUGCAUCUCUGUCUUAUUGGGUUCUAUAUAGUGCUCUAUUUUAGAAAGUUUGCUGGUGAUUUACUUGAAUAUGAUGCUCUACCAGUCUACUACUGAAGAACUAUUCUGCUGCAGAUUACAUCAUUUUCCCAGGUGGUAAUUAUAUGAAGUGGGAUAAUAAUGUGCCCAAAAGAAAAUAUGUACAUAGCAAAGGAACGGGCGCAAGUUUCAUCUUCUUUGCAGUUUACCCUGCCAUACUUAUGCGGAAAUUCAUGAAUGAAAUGUCUGUUUAUAUUUAAUGCAUAAGCUACACGCUUUAUCAUGGAGAUUGAUUGAAUGUUUCAGGCUAGAUUUUACUUGUUGACUAUUUUCUUCUUAUAAUUUUGUUGUAAUAUAAUAGAAGUUAGCAUAAUGCAUACGAUUUACAUUUAUGCAUUGAGCUGUGAACAAGUACUAAAUAUUGCUUCCUUUUAGUAAGGGAAAACUGUACAUCCCUCAACCCUCCCCCAUAGUUUCUGACAACAAUCUUCCCCUUUU